CAUGUGUGGGAGAUUGGGAGUGGCAAUCAAAAAUGGCUGGUAUUCUAAGAAAAAAAGAUCUACUUCUUACACCAGUACUACUACGUUCUAGCAUUAUUAGUCGUUCUUAUGGAGCUAGUGCAGGGAAGGAUGAGAGGGUUAGGAUCGGCUGUUCUUCUGGUUUUUGGGGUGACACGUCUGAGUCUGCGCCUCAGUUAGUGAGGUAUGGUGAUUUGGACUUUCUAAUUGCUGACUAUCUCUCGGAAAUAACAAUGUCCCUACUGGCUGGAGCUAAAAGAAAGAAACCAGAUAUGGGCUAUACUCCUGAUUUCAUAUCUCACUGUAUCAAACCACUCAUUCAUGACAUCAAGAAGCAAGGUAUUCGUGUCGUUACCAAUGCUGGUGGAAUCAAUCCCGAAGGGUGUGUUAACGCUAUUAAAAACGUCAUGUCGUCUGAGGGGGUGGAGCUAUCAGUUGCCAUGGUAACUGGAGAUGACAUGAUGAAGAACGUGAAGGAGAUUAAGGAUAGUGAAUAUGCUGUUGAUAUCGAAUCAGGUCGGACAUUACCCUCAUCUGUACUGAGCAUGAAUGCUUAUAUUGGGGGUUUCCCCAUUGCUGAUGCACUGGAUAAAGGAGCAGAUAUUGUCAUUACUGGACGUGCCACUGAUUCAGCACUAGCCCUUGGACCACUGAUACACAAAUUUGGUUGGAAGAGAACUGAUUAUGAUUUGCUAUCAUUAGGAAGUUUAGCUGGUCAUCUCAUUGAAUGCGGUGCUCAAGUCACUGGUGGCAUAUGCACUGACUGGGAUACUGUACAGGGAUGGGACAAUAUUGGAUUCCCUAUUGUUGAUUGUGCAAGUGAUGGCUCUUUUCUUGUGACAAAACCUCCCUGCACUGGGGGUGUGGUCAACUUUGGAACUGUAGCAGAACAACUGGUUUAUGAAAUAGGAGAUCCAACUAGCUACGUUCUUCCGGAUGUGACUUGUGACUUCUCAGGUGUGACUUUGAAGGAGAUGUCAGAUGGAGUACUUGUUAGUGGAGCUAGAGGGAACCCACCGACUGAGACUUAUAAAGUUUCAGCAACAUAUCUUGAUGGUUAUCGAGCAAUAGCAGUUUGUCCUGGGGUUGGCCCUAGAUCUGAUGAGAAGGCACUGAAGACAGUACAAGCUAUUUUUAAAAGGUGUUCAAGGCUAUUAAAGGAAAGAGGGUAUAAAGACUAUACAAAGACUCAUGUCCAUAUAAUGGGUGGAGGUAAGUCUUUAUCAGAGUCUGUCUCUUGGUUUGGGGUGGAGCAUCCUGUGAAAGAAGCUGUUGAGAUAUUUAGUACCGAAAUAGCACCAGCUGGCACUGGAAUGGCUCCUGGCCUCACUGCUAUAGUGGGAGGAAGACCAAAAGUUUCUCCAGUCAUUAAGCUUUUCUCGUUCUUGUAUCCAAAGGAUAAACUACCAUUAACAAUAUCAAUGGAUGGUAGUGUAGCAAUGGAGAAGGUUUAUUCAUCAGAUCCAGCUCCUCUUGAUGUUGGUAAUAAAGCAACUGAAACUGAUUCAAAGCAUAGCAUGCCUAAUAAGUUCCCGUUGGAUGGUAAGGAAUGUCUUAAUGACAUAGCUUACCUAAGAAGUGGAGAUAAGGGGAAUACCUCAAACAUUGGUGUGGUAGCAAGGGAUCCUGGGUAUUAUUCUUACUUGAAGGAUCAUGUGACGGAGAAGGUUGUAGCUGAAUGGUUUAAAGAGUUUUUGGAGCCUUCGGAAGAUGAAACCAUUUAUGACCUUGUGACAAGAUAUGAGUUGCCAGGUGUUUGUGGUCUCAAUUUUGUUCUUCGUAAGUCCCUCGGUGGAGGAGGUAUCUCUUCUCUACGCAGUGACCCUCAGGGUAAAGGCUACGGUCAAAGACUAGCAGUGUUACCUUUAAAAACAAAUUAAGUAUCAUUGUAAUCUUUUUUAUCAUUCAUGACAAGAUGGUAACACACAUACAUGUGCAUGUGAUGAAUAAUAAAUCAAGACUAUCAUUAUACACAUUAUGUUGUUAACUGAUAGACUAAUAUAGUGAGGUAGUUCCCAUAAUGUAAUACAUUAACUUAUGUAUAGUUUCCCCUUUCCUUUUUAAUAUUA
Molecule: messenger RNA, 2087 nt
Organism: Amphimedon queenslandica
Lineage: Eukaryota; Metazoa; Porifera; Demospongiae; Haplosclerida; Niphatidae
Exons: 20
Coding region: 33-1898 (621 amino acids)
Source: RefSeq, a predicted model, not a curated record